Messenger RNA from Aspergillus fischeri NRRL 181, 915 nucleotides. Its product is annotated as thioesterase family protein. The coding region runs from base 1 to 915 and encodes 304 amino acids. NCBI's taxonomy places the organism in Eukaryota, Fungi, Ascomycota, Eurotiomycetes, Eurotiales, Aspergillaceae. The transcript has 3 exons. The record is from RefSeq and is a predicted model, not a curated record.
AUGGAAUCAAGGCCUUCUUCCUCCCCGUUACUGGAAGCGGUCUCUGCCGUCUGUCAGGAUGAAGAAAACCCCCACCGGUUCCUGGCCAGUAUCUCCCAGGAAUGGACUACUCAGCACUCCGUACUAGGAGGUUUCCUGCACGCGUUGAUGCUGUCCGCCGCGAAGAAGUUUAUCGUUACGGAGCUCGGCGAUGGACGGUUUCCCGACCCAGUGCAUGCAUUCGUGCAGUUCCUCAGCAUGGUUCCUCCUGGUCCGGUCUCGAUCACCUGCAGUCUCUUGCGUGUUUCCACACGGCAGUGUGUGGUCAACGUGGAACUGGUACGCUCUCCUGCUGCGCUGUGGAAGAAGCCGGAACUUCCGGCUACUGUCGGAAUCUUCACAUACGGUGACCUCUCCAAGGAAAGAGGUCUGUCGCAGGCAAGCGACCCUGCUUUGAGGAUUCCUGCUCCUCCGCGUGAGACCGAGUGCGUCACAAUCGAUGACCCAGUAGUUGAUUCGACUCCCGUCACACGGAAACUGCACUGGGUAGCGCCGAGGUCGGCAAACGGGCUCUGGGGUCAUCGACUGGGAGGACAUCACCGCGAGGUCUGGAUGUCCUUCCGGGACGGGUCGAAGAUCUCCGACUCUCUGCAUCUAGCCUUGCUGUCGGAUAUGCCGCUUCAGCCUGCCGCAACCCACCAACCAGGCUUCUACAACCGCUACGCACUGUCCACGCUCUGCAUUUCCGUGGAGUUCAAGCGACGGCCCGACCCGUCCAUGCAGUGGGUGAUGAUCCGGUCGAAUUCGCACAUGGUGUCCAAUGGCCGCUACGAUGUAAACCUUCAGAUCCUGGCGGAGAACGGCGAUAUUCUGGCUCUCAGCAAUCAUGUUCUGUAUAUCUCAGAGCUACGUCCACCAAAGGGGGCUAAGAUGUAG